AUGGUUGGAAGCAAGCGCACGAGGAGCAAAACCGCCGCGAUGGCUAAAUCCGCGACGACCCAAAGCCACUCCACCCACAAUCCCGCGAUCGACAUGGUGGCACCACCACCUCUCACCACCGUGCCACCUACCAGACCCGCAGUCGGAUCUAGCAACCUCCGUGGCACCGCCACCGAGCAUGGUGGAACCUCCCAUCAAGGUGGGCUCGUUACCACCACAGACUUAGGCCCGGUCUUGGAGCAACUUCAAGCAUUCCCUCCAUUGCCUCCAUGCUCGACGCAUGCUCCUGCAUACACAUCCAAUGAAACCCUAGCCCAUGUGCAAUUGGGCUCCACACACUUCUCUCUUCCCGAUCCACGAAGUCAAGCAGAUCUUAAUAUGAGAGUUGACCAGCUAGCUCAGAGGAUGGACGACCAAACCAAUCUGAUGAGGCAGCUCCUCCACCAAAUAAACUUUGUUCAAAACCUUGACCUUGGACAACCGGGCGAAGAGAGAAUGAUGGAUGAACGCACCUAUCGGCAACUCGAUGGGUACCAAGCAGGUCGAGCAGGAAUGGGCAGACAAGGAGAGGGACAACAACAUGAUCAGCUUGCCGGCAUGCUAGGUUCCCAGGGAGGUCAAACUGACAAUCGCCGCAAUGAGGAUCAUGAAGAGAGGCGCACUGCUACCCGCUCGCAGAGAAAGAUUCAUGAAAGGCUAGGCCCCCAAGGAGGUCAACUUGGUAACCUGCACAAUGAGGACCGUGAAGAAAGGCACUCCACUAACCGCUCUCGAAGAACCAAUUCUCAUCGCCAAGUUACAGAAAAUCCCUCGCAAGCACGGUCCACAAACACGCCGCCUAGGCAGCGUAGCCGAGAAGAUCAACCCUUGCAAACCAACGAGGAAGUUACUCGGUCUCGCCCAAAUCGUAAAGGUCAUUAA
Messenger RNA from Prunus armeniaca (apricot), 921 nucleotides. Lineage: Eukaryota; Viridiplantae; Streptophyta; Magnoliopsida; Rosales; Rosaceae. The record is from the annotation of a GenBank genome assembly.